CGCUCUGCGCGGAGCCGCGUCUAUUAAGCGCGACGGGGUCGGGACUCGGGAGCGGUGGCAGUGACGGGCGCUGAGGAUGCCGCUCUUUGGAGUUUAUUGCACUCGAUUAGGGAUCGUUUCUCAGAAUCAAGGAGUUAGAAGUGAGAUUUGAGAUAAGUGAGGCCCAUCCAGUGCUGCUUGGGACGCCUCAGAAGGGAAAAUGGAGUUUUCAGGAAUGAAAAAGAAGAGUUUGCUAGGAUUCAAAGAAAAUAAUAAAAAAUCCAGCACUAGGGCUCCCUCUCCAACCAAGCGCAAAGAUCGGACUGAAGACAAAUCCAAGGACAGAUCCAAGGACAAAGUGUCCACCAAGGAAUCAAGUGAAAAGGAUCGUGGUCGGGACAAAACACGCAAAAGGCGCAGUGCUUCCAGUGGUAGCAGCAGUACCAGGUCCCGCUCCAGUUCCACUUCCAGUUCAGGGUCCAGCUCCAGCACUGGUUCCAGCAGUGGGUCCAGUUCCUCCUCUGCAUCAAGCCGCUCUGGGAGCUCCAGCACCUCUCGUAGCUCCAGUUCCAGCAGUUCUUCUGGAUCCCCAAGCCCAUCUCGACGUAGACAUGACAACAGGAGACGUUCCCGCUCCAAGUCUAAGCCACCCAAGAGAGAUGAAAAAGAGCGGAAGAGACGGAGUCCAUCACCCAGACCUACCAAAGUGCAUGUUGGGAGACUCACCAGAAAUGUGACCAAGGAUCACAUCAUGGAAAUAUUUUCCACUUAUGGGAAGAUUAAAAUGAUUGACAUGCCAGUUGACAGGUUAAAUCCACAUCUCUCCAAGGGUUAUGCCUAUGUGGAGUUUGAGAAUCCAGAUGAUGCUGAAAAGGCGCUGAAGCAUAUGGAUGGAGGACAGAUUGAUGGUCAGGAGAUCACUGCUACAGCUGUACUGGCACCUCGGCCUAGGCCACCUCCCAGGCGCUUUAGCCCACCAAGGAGGAUGCUGCCGCCACCACCAAUGUGGCGUAGGUCACCACCUCGCAUGAGGAGAAGGUCCAGAUCUCCAAGACGCAGGUCCCCUGUUCGCCGACGGUCAAGAUCCAGAUCUCCAGGCCGAAGACGUCAUCGCAGCCGCUCCAGCUCAAACUCUUCACGAUAAAGCGAAAAAGACUGGACAGCUUUUUAUUUUUUAACUUAAAUCCCACCAGACUAAAUAUUGUACCUUUUUUUUAUAAUGGGCCUGGGUAAGGGGAAGUGAGAGAAAUCGAAACCUGGCAGUGAAGGGAAACUAAGAGGAGGGGUUUCCUGGCCAAUAGGCAAUCUGUGCCUUGCAGCUUCUAGAUUCCAGGCAUUGAACCUAAAUGCUUUAAACGUGGCUUUGGGUUGAAGGCUGCAAAUGUGGUAUAUUGUUUUCUGGACAAGCUACCAGUAGGAAAGAUGAUGUAGCCUCUGCUCCUCUAAUCAGCAGGCUGCUGCUUCAUGAAUUCCGAAGGCUUAGCAUGCCAUGCAGAAAAAACUAAGUACUGACCUAUUUUGGGAAUCAUAAGGCUGGCUACUACUAAGAGAAGGCGGUGGUGGUGGUGGUUGGGGGUGUGGUUAUGUCCAUCUUGAGGCACCAGUGCAGACCUUCAGACCUGGUGGUACCCAAACACAGAAAUCUGCCUCAAACUUAAAUAUUCAGUUUGUCAUUCUGCUCCCAUGCCCUGAAUAGUGAGAUCAUAAACUUCUGUUUGCACAAAGAGGCAGGGUGCUGCAGACUUGCAUGACAUUAAAGAUGAUGGUUUUUGGCCAGUCCCACGGUAUGUCAUCUACUGCAUAUUAGAAACAGGCCAGGAAUCGAAGGACUGUUUUGUAACUGCCCUCUUUAGGGAUCCCCUUGCCCUUCCUGAAGGGUUUUGGUACAGAUUUCACACAACCCUCUACCAAAUGGUGUAAAUGUUUCCACCUUUAGAAAACACAAUACAACCUGGCAACAAAGUGUCAAAACCCCCCCUUACUGCAAUGAAAAGGGAGAGGUUUGAGACUGAUGUUGCUUGGAUUAAUUUGGGUAAUCUUGCAAAAGGCAAGCAAUUUACCAUCUGUUGUACAGUCAAUCUACAAAGUUUUUUUUUGUUUGUUUGUUUUUUUUUUUGGUAUAACUUUGUAGCAUCUUAGGCAGGUUGUGUUUGUAUUUGUGUAGAAUGACCAUAUUGAAUAAACCAAUAGGGUUAA
Molecule: messenger RNA, 2175 nt
Organism: Emys orbicularis (European pond turtle)
Lineage: Eukaryota; Metazoa; Chordata; Testudines; Emydidae
Gene: RNPS1
Product: RNA binding protein with serine rich domain 1
Exons: 8
Coding region: 200-1123 (307 amino acids)
Biological process (GO): mRNA splicing, via spliceosome
Cellular component (GO): ASAP complex; cytoplasm; nucleoplasm
Molecular function (GO): RNA binding
Source: RefSeq, a predicted model, not a curated record